AUGUUCUAAAAUUUAUUAUAAGAAUUUGUACAAACUCAAUUCACAUUGAAACCAAAAUUGUAUCAAAGAUGUGGUUUUGAAGCAAGAUACUUCUUUAAUUUUGGUGAUCAAUGUGAUCCUCGACAUUAAUUACCAAUCAGUAUAGUAAUAUGGAGAUUACCACCAGCAGAACAAUUAAAAUAAGCAAGUCACCCAUAAAAUGAUAUUAUAACUUAUGUUCUUAAAGGUUAAUAUAGACAAGAUAAGUAAAACUGGAAUUAAUCAAUUUAGCUCUAUUUCUGAAAAUCAAACAAUAAAAGAAGGAGAUGCUAUUCAAUAUAUAUGUGGAAAUGAUAAUUCCUACCAUAGGGAUAGUAAUAACUCGUAAGAUGUUUCAGAAAUCUUAUAAAUAUUCAUUUAAAAUAAUGAUAUUGAAAAAAUAGCUGUCAAUAAAUAUAUAAGCAAAACUAUAUGAUAAGAAAUGAUAAACAUUAUGAGAUGUGCAUAUUAUAAGGUGAUUCAUUAAUUGAUAAUACCAAUUUCACUUUUCUCAUAAUCAUAAAUUUAGAUGAGAC
Paramecium sonneborni is the source of this 554-nucleotide messenger RNA. Lineage: Eukaryota; Ciliophora; Oligohymenophorea; Peniculida; Parameciidae. The record is from the annotation of a GenBank genome assembly.